CCAUGGUUACAGACAAUUCUGGGAUGACUUUUUCCAGCUGAACAACACUAGUAGGCUCUGUAGUAUGUAAAAAAGGCAUUUCAAGUUUCGUUCCCACCUUCACGUUUAUUUUACCUUUGAUAGCACAUACAGUUUGUUAAAUGAGCAUUUCGACCUUGUAUAAUUUUAAAUUAUAAAUACAUUUCCACUUUUAUUUUGAAAAAAAUCACGAAUGACGGCCAUAUUGGAAUGUUCGUUAUUUUCGCUGGCUACACGCUGCUAAAGUACCGUCAGUAUAAUUUCGCCCUGCCAAUGCAAAUUCCAAUUGAUGUUCGUUUAUUGUGGGUUAAAUGCAUGCCGAGCGGGAUGAAGCGCCACCUUGUCGACGAAUAUGCCUGUGUCUUCUCUGCGGUUUACCUGCCGCUGGAAAGACGACACUUGUACAGGCGCUGUCGAACCACACAGCGCUGAGAGGAUGGAAAACAUUGUCGUUGAUUUACGACGAAUUGAUACCACAGGAGGCUUUUAGUAAAGUUUAUAUGGAAAGUGACAGUCAACCACUUCAAACGCAAACCAAAUGGAAGAACAGCAGACAAGCCAUUCUGUCCUGGCUGGCACAGUUCCUGCAGAAUCCUUCACAGGAUCCCAGUUCCUGCAGGAGUGACCCAGAAGUCUGGUCUCAGCUCUGCAUGACAUUUCAGAAGCAGCAUUUACCAACAACACUGCGAUCCUCCCCUUCCCAUGCCCAGACAAAACUUCUCUUCCUGCUUGAUGACAACUUCUACUAUCAAAGCAUGAGAUAUGAAGUCUACCAACUUGCAAGGAAGUAUGCUGUUGGGUUCUGUCAAGUUUAUCUCCAGUGUCCAACAGAGUUGUGUGUCAGCAGGAACAGAAGCAGGACAGUGCCAUUGUCUGAAGAGGUCAUUCUGGAUAUGGUUAAGCGCAUGGAACCACCAAACCCUUUGAAGAAUUCAUGGGAACAGAACAGUCUAACACUCAACAGCUGCAAGGAGCUCACAAAUCAAGAUCUUCAGAGUCUGACCACCUUGAUUGCUUCUGCAUUUGACAACCCUUUGAGUCCUUUCCAAGAUGAUACUGAAAAGAGGGAUAUGGACCGACAGAGUUGUGCCAAUAGUGUGGUGCACCAGGCUGAUCAGGCCUGCAGGCGCUUAGUGUCCCAAGCCAUGCUGACUGCUAGAGAAAAAAGUAUCUCUCCAGAAACCCUGCAAUCAUUAGCUAAGGAAUUAAACAAGUCUAAAACCCGACUGCUCCAAGACCUGCGUAAGGAUCUUCACCGUGGCUUCGCCAUCAGUCCUGACGAGUCCAUGGAUAUUGAGAGAGCUGUGGGUCAUACAGUGGUCAGAUUUGAUGGAGAACUGAAAGAAAUCAUCCAGCAGCCCUGCAACCAGUGAAGGAAUGAAAGGAGUCCCCUGUGGAGCAGUGCCAAGUCACUUGCCCUCAUGCUUUACUGAUUUGUUGAAAAUCAUUGAGGUAAAAUUCUUUAAUGUCUAAUAAGUUAUUCAGCACACCAUGCCUGACUGACUGUCUUUUUCCACAUAUGGGAAAAUCAUGAUAUUCACUCUGGGACCGUCAUGAAAUCUACGUAUAUUCAAUGUGACUAAAAUACAAUGUAAAGUCAGAUAUGUAAAUAUAGAUAUUCUGUAGGUUUUUGCAUGUGCAUUUGCAUCAUAGAUUGAAUAAAAUGAUUUACAGUUUGCCCAGCACACAUAAACAUUUUGUUCACUAUGGGUAUCCAGGCUUCACUGACAUAACUAGGAAACGUUACUACAUGCUCAAUGAAGUGGCUCUUAAGGUUCUUGACUGGAGGUUUUGGCAAACAGAGUACAAAUGAGGGAUGAUGCUCACCUUGUCCAAUACCGCCCAUCAUUACACUGUAUGGGUAACCUCAAAUAUGAGUAUGACAUUGAUUGCAUAUGGAAAUCCGAUUUCAUGGGCUUUUGUCCUGUUGACACUGAUUAUCCGACUAAUGCCACUUAGGAUCUGUAGCACAAGUCAAUUGUACACUCCUGAUGGUGUGGUUGAUGAUGCUUAUGAUAUUUGAUGCUAUGCUUUUUAUUUGUGGUUUCUCAGUGGGAUGACACACCCCAUUAUGUUCAUUUCAGGGAUUUAUAACUUACUGUUAGAAUUAUUGUUGCUGCUGUUGUGAUAUUUGUUAUUUUUAUUAUAAUCUGCUAUCAUUACAAUUUUUCUUGAUCGCUAACACAUUAUAACUGGGCCUAUUAACUAAACAUCUCAAACCAUGACGCUGUCUACCAAAAGACAAACCCAUUUCCUAAAACUAAGAACACCUUUCCCCUGUUUACACACC
This is a messenger RNA of Clupea harengus (Atlantic herring), 2308 nucleotides long. RefSeq names its product phosphoseryl-tRNA kinase (gene pstk). Lineage: Eukaryota; Metazoa; Chordata; Actinopteri; Clupeiformes; Clupeidae. The record is from RefSeq and is a predicted model, not a curated record. Gene Ontology annotation, molecular function: kinase activity; tRNA binding.